AUGCUCGGCGGACAGACCAAAGAUCGAGUCGAAAUGUCAGGCGGUCUACGUGGAGAAGGUAUGGACUAUAGAAAGCGGCCGAAGGCGUUCCAGGUUGAGGGUUGUGCCACGUCCAGAUUUCGGAAUAGUACUAAUACCCCAACCGGCGAGUCGGGCCAAGAGACCAUCGAUUGUUACAUAUAUCCAGAAUGUGCUCAAAACAACGAGUUUUCCAAGCGCUGCAUAGAAAAUCAAGCAGAAUGCGAUAAGGAAGCAGUAACGGAGACAGUGGAGCUGGUGCUUUACAAGCUGUACUUCAUGGCUGGGGAAAGCCUCAGCGUUGGGACUGCCAUGGUGACACGUAUGCAGGCUUCAUCGCUGUUUGGGGACUUUGACAUGUUUGGUUGGGCGGAGACACCAGAGGAAGAGAAAGAUCGUGAGAUUCAGAGGCUUGAGGCGUCGAUGGAAUCAACUCGGCAAAAAUUACGGGAGACGCGCGUCCGCGAUGAACAAACAUCUCUGAGCGGGCAGUUCACAGCAGUCUUGCCACCCCCACCGCUGCGUGACGACGAGUCAAGGGUUGGUCUGAUUCGACAGUGUCUUCCAUGGUCACCUGAGUCGGCUACUAGGGAUACUUACAGCCAACGAGAGGGUGAGACAGCAGUGCUUCUUUCUGAUAUGCCUGUAGCUCUGCUUGCCUUUGGGCGCUGUCCACACUCCUAUGACUAUACCCGCCUUCAUCCUGGUUUGCGGCUCGUGGUAUUGCCGGUGAUGGAGGAGGAAAUGGUCCCGGUUCCAGUUCGAUGA
Messenger RNA from Aureococcus anophagefferens, 786 nucleotides. RefSeq lists its product as hypothetical. The record is from RefSeq and is a predicted model, not a curated record. The transcript has 5 exons. Bases 1 to 786 code for a protein of 261 amino acids. Lineage: Eukaryota; Pelagophyceae; Pelagomonadales; Pelagomonadaceae.